CGGAGCGAAAAGUGUCAGCCCAAUCCGAGCUGCCUUCAGCCUGCUGUGCGCUCUCCCCUGCGCUCACGGAGGCAGUGAAAACCUCCGUUGGGUAUAUGCGCCCGCAGAUGUCAUGUGAAAACCCGCAUGCUGGCCUUACCGCACAACUGAAGAGUCCGACCACCGCUUCACUCACUUCUGGAAUGGUUUUGCACAGUAGUCUCCCACUUUGACGAGACCAAACUUCACCAUCGAGGAUUUUGUUUUUUUACUCUGGUUUAUGUUUGUUUCUUCAUGACUGAAACGUUCGGGAUCGAGUCGCCACCACUAUGCGAGCCCAAAUUGAAGUCAUACCAUGCAAAAUCUGUGGAGACAAGUCAUCAGGCAUCCACUAUGGAGUCAUCACAUGUGAAGGCUGUAAGGGUUUCUUUAGGCGCAGUCAACAGAACAACGCCUCCUACUCCUGUCCCCGUCAGCGCAACUGCCUAAUUGACCGAACAAACCGCAACCGCUGCCAGCACUGUCGGCUCCAAAAGUGCCUGGCUUUGGGCAUGUCCCGUGAUGCUGUUAAGUUUGGCCGCAUGUCCAAGAAACAGAGAGACUCCUUGUACGCAGAGGUUCAAAAACACCAGCAGAGGCUGCAGGAGCAGCGGCAGCAGCAGACGGGCGAAGCGGAGGCCCUCGCUCGUGUUUACUCCUCCAGUCUCACCAACGGCCUCAGCACCCUCAACCAUGAAAUUGGAGGGACAUACGCCAAUGGUCACAUUAUAGACAUGCCCAAGGGUCAGACGAACGGCGCUCCCGGAGGUUACUACGGCAUGGACUCCACACAGGCCAGCCCGGAUCAGUCUGGACUGGACAUAACUGGAAUGAAGCAGAUCAAGCAGGAACCCAUAUAUGAUCUCACUCCUGUUCCCAACCUUUUCACCUACGGCUCCUAUCAAGAUAGCCAGCUAGCACCUGGAGUGUCCAUGGGGGAAUUAGACCGAAUUGCACAGAACAUCAUAAAGUCCCACCUGGAGACGUGUCAGUACACAGCAGAAGAGCUUCAGCAGCUGGCCUGGCAGACGCACUCCUAUGAAGAGGUCAAGAUGUACCAAAGCAAGACACGGGACGUGUUGUGGCAGCAGUGUGCUAUGCAGAUAACUCAUGCCAUUCAGUAUGUGGUCGAGUUCGCUAAGCGCAUCACUGGCUUCAUGGAGCUUUGCCAGAACGACCAGAUAUUGCUGCUGAAAUCAGGUUGUCUGGAGGUAGUGCUGGUCAGAAUGUGCCGGGCAUUCAACCCUCUCAACAACAUGGUUCUGUUUGAGGGGAAAUAUGGAGGCAUGCAGAUAUUUAAAGCUCUAGGUUGUGACGACCUGGUCAGUGCGGUGUUUGACUUUGCCAAGAGUUUGUGUUCACUGCAGUUAACGGAGGAGGAGAUCGCCCUUUUUUCUGCUGCGGUGCUCAUUUCUACAGACCGGCCUUGGUUAAUGGAGCCCAGGAAAGUGCAGAAGCUACAAGAGAAAAUCUACUUUGCCCUGCAGCACAUCAUGCAAAAGAAUCAUCUGGACGAGGAUGCCCUGGCCAAGCUGAUUAGCCGGAUCCCUACGCUGUCGGCUCUAUGCACUCUCCACACGGAGGAGCUCCAGGCCUUCCAGCAGCUCCACCCAGAGACCGUUAACAUGCUCUUUCCUCCUCUCUAUAAGGAGCUCUUCAAUCCUGACGCCACUGGCGUCAUGCCCAAAUGACCAGACACGUUUACCCACACACUUCUACGUCUUUCAUUUAACAAUCGACAGGCUGUCCCUGGAAGGUGUUGCAGAAGAUGAACAGCAUCCGCAGAUUUUGGAGCCACAACAACAACAACAACAAACUCUAGGAAUGUUCUGCACUUCAAAAACCAACUCAAUUUCACCGGUACAGUCAUAAGAAUGUAUAUACGCGGCAGCAGCAAAAGGCGCCUUCAGUUUGACAAGAAAUGUACAGACUUUAGGACAAUUUAAGCUGUCUUUAAAUUGGGUAAGUUCAUUUGUUUAAUUUGAUUUCUCUCUUUUUUAUAUAAAAUAUUGUUAUAUUGAAAUGAGAAGGUGGGGAGCGCAUUCAAAAAUGAUAAUGUAGUCAUUUCUUUAGUACGAAGCGGUAUUUCAGUAUUAAAUUUUGUUCUGUUAAUAUUUUAGUCAUAAUUUAAAAACAACGGUGGCCUGAAAGGCCCGUACCUUGUCAAUGUAAUUUUUCGUAUUUGUUUUGUAGUUUUACCUGUACAUAAUACUGUAUGUGAAAUUGAAACUGGUAUAAGGUUAACGGGGGAUUAACUUUGUUUGGUCACGUUUAAAAGCCUUGUCUGGGCAAUGUAGAUAUGUAUAAACAGCACCACAUUAAUCCUACCACUGAGGAUUUUUGAAGUGGAAAAAUAAUUGAUUUUGAUUAUUUUCCAUACGAAAAUAUAGAGAUAUAUAUAUUUUACAAAAAUUGUAUGGCUGAUUACCAUCUUGUCAGUCAUAGCUGCAAUAACAGUUUCUGAAACUGCUGAAAAACAAUCCAGUCAAAUGUGACAUUAUGGGAAGCCCUCAGAACUACUUUGAAUCUAUAAACCCGUUUGCAAUGCUGUUCUUACUGCCAAAAAAUAAAACAGCACUAGUGUAUGUGAAGCUGCAGCCCUCUGUCUGUGAAGGCAUAAAUAGCUAGUACAAAAUAAGCCCUAACAUUUACUGCCACUGAUAUGAUGUGUUUCCCUGCUGCCUUUAUAGUAGAUUCUCUGAUUUGAGCAAUAAUUUCUAAUCCAUCAUUAAGUGCACAGGUCUGUGGCAUUCUUAACCAUAUGCUAAUUGUAAAGUACUCAUCCUUAUUUUGAACAUCAAUUUAUUUACAUAUUCAUUAAUUUU
Molecule: messenger RNA, 2843 nt
Organism: Pimephales promelas (fathead minnow)
Lineage: Eukaryota; Metazoa; Chordata; Actinopteri; Cypriniformes; Leuciscidae
Gene: rorb
Product: RAR-related orphan receptor B
Biological process (GO): regulation of transcription by RNA polymerase II
Cellular component (GO): nucleus
Molecular function (GO): RNA polymerase II cis-regulatory region sequence-specific DNA binding; zinc ion binding; nuclear receptor activity
Source: RefSeq, a predicted model, not a curated record